Carya illinoinensis is the source of this 645-nucleotide messenger RNA. RefSeq lists its product as uncharacterized. The record is from RefSeq and is a predicted model, not a curated record. NCBI's taxonomy places the organism in Eukaryota, Viridiplantae, Streptophyta, Magnoliopsida, Fagales, Juglandaceae. The transcript is spliced from 3 exons. Bases 115 to 528 code for a protein of 137 amino acids.
GGAUUUUGACAUAUUGAGUAUUUGAAACUACUUUGAUUGUAUUGCAAACUUUUAUGCAAACUGUUAAUUAAUUGAGGUUCAUUGUUAAGGUAGUUACCUUUUGGAAUUGUGAAGAUGGGGAAAGAGAAAGAAGACGCAUCCCGCAUAACACCUCCUAUCACUAAUCCAUCAACCCCGGACAUAUCAAGACCACUUUAUUCAGGCGUUUCAAACUACAUGCCAAGUUACUACGGUCCAAUGCCUCAUGCGUGGUUACCACCUUUUAUGCCUAAUCCAAGUUCCAACCCAUAUCCAUGGACCAACCAGCAACACCCAUGGAAUUCUACUUGCGCUGCUGCGUCAAGUACUGCUGCCCUGAGUAGUUCCGCUACCUUGUAUAGUUCUGCCAUACCAAUGAUGGGGCAUCUUCCAACUACCUAUCCAUAUCCAUGGAGCAAUCAGGUUAUUAUUUUUUACAAUAUUUACUAUCUUGUUAUUGUGCUUUAUUUUUCUGGACUAUACAUUUUUGUUUCUAAGUAUGUGUAUUAAAUUUUUAUUUGCAAAACUACAGCAACAAACAUGGAACUCUACGAUCGCACCCCUGUCUAGUUCCGCAACUAAUGUUAGCUCUAGUGUAGCUACUAGGUCUAGUGUACAAAGCAGCGC